AUGGAUCACGGUCGCCUCAAGGCCUUAUUCAACACUGACGAACAAGAUGAUGAAAGAAAGCCAGUAGACGAAUCAAAGGUGGUUGCCUUUACGCAAGCGACUGCAAGGAAAAGCAAAAAAGAAAAGGAAGAAGAAGCUGCAGAAGCUAAAAGGCGCCAGCAUGAGCUCGAAACGACUCAGGUGUUUGAGGAAUAUGUCGCUGACUUUGCGGCGGCUCCUCGAGCAAAAGGUGCCAUGACCUUUGUGCGAGCCGGCGAAAAGACCCAAGUCCAAACAGCAAAAGUUUUCGAGGAUGAUUCAGGGACCAAACCCCGGUCUCCACCACCCGCACUGAAACCUAAAGGAAAGCGUGCUAUGGACAUGUUCUUGGAAGAAAUCAAAAAGUAUGUUAGUGAAUACCGUCAAGGUAUCGAUACCCAUCAAAUUGUAGGGAUCAGGCAGCUCGUGAACAGCGUUUUGGCAGGCAUUCUUAUGCUGCACAUGACGCCCAAGGGGGAAGUAGAGAUCGAGGGGACCCUGAGACAACGAACCUUUUUGUUGCUCAUCUCCCUGAAAAUGUUACCGAAGAUAAGUUUGGAGAGUAUUUCGGGCAAUUUGGUCCCAUCACAUCGAAAUGACCCUCGAGAGAACAACACCGAUCGGCGGAGUAAGAGUGGAGGACUUAGUGGAUUUGUCUCUUUCAAAAGGCGCAGAGAUGCAGAAAUCGCCCUCAAGGAGCUGGAUGGCAUAGCUUGGGCGGGCUCUACACUUCGAGCGAUCGAGAUUCCCGGUCUCGCUCUCCUUCACCUCGGCGCCAUCAUCAUCGCCACCGCUCCAGGUCUUCGUCCCCUGAUUAUGAGAGACACAGGCAUCGUGAUCGAUCAAGAAGCAGACAUAGACAUCGUAGUCGCCACUCUCGGUCUCGUUCAGCCUCAAGAUCACGGAGUCGAGAGCGCUACAACAGGGGAGAGAAGAAGAGCUCGCAUAGUACACACAAAGUUUCCAAAGAUGAAGAGCAAUAUCUUUGCC
Molecule: messenger RNA, 1008 nt
Organism: Acaulospora colombiana
Lineage: Eukaryota; Fungi; Glomeromycota; Glomeromycetes; Diversisporales; Acaulosporaceae
Source: the annotation of a GenBank genome assembly